Molecule: messenger RNA, 804 nt
Organism: Trypanosoma theileri
Lineage: Eukaryota; Euglenozoa; Kinetoplastea; Trypanosomatida; Trypanosomatidae
Exons: 1
Coding region: 1-804 (267 amino acids)
Source: RefSeq, a predicted model, not a curated record
AUGAUGAUGAUGAUGCGCCGUGUGAUGUGUGUGUUGGCCGCUGUGCUGUGCUGUGCCUGCGGGUAUACCAUGACUAUUGGCGUGGCAGCCAUUGACGGUUCAAGUAAUAAGGAUUUGCACGAAGCUGCUGAUAUUAGUUGGGAUCAGUUUCCUGCUGUUACACCCGCUAUAAGAAAGAAAAACGCAAAUUACAAGGAAUGUAGGGAUGCCCCUAAUCAUACAGUUGAAGGAAUAAACUGUGCGGAAUGGGACGAAUUUAAGCCGAAGCCUCCCAUCCAACCCAACCCCACUGACACUCUGGCACAUCCGACAGCAGAACUUGGACGAGAAUCAACCAGGGUUGAACCAGGGCGCGUAAGUAAACCACCAGCAGCAGAUUCACCUAGAGAAACCUCUGACAGAGAAGGAUCUUCCACUGACGUUGUUUCUUCUGUAAAUCCACCACAAGAGGCUGGGAAUGCUGAAAGCACAACAGGAACAGGUGCAAAACCAACGCAAAGCCCACCUCAUGAGUCUGCUGCAGCGCCACAAAGUAACAACGAAGAGUCGAAUGCAGGAAACAGUGGUUCUGGCGCAGACUCAAAAGAAACAAAUACCACUACUCCACAGAGCCCCGAGAGCAAUGUCACUGAUGCACCAACCACCACUCCAUCUCCUGCACCUAACGCAGAGAUCAGCAGCAACAUCGUCUCCACUGUACAGAAGAACAAACCCAUUGUUGACAGCAGUGUCAGUCCUGUGUGGAUGCGCACUGCAGCACCGCUGCUGAUUGUGGUUGUGUUGUUCUCCGCUACUGUGUACUGA